This is a messenger RNA of Suillus subaureus, 1173 nucleotides long. Its product is annotated as Ribokinase-like protein. The coding region runs from base 264 to 1124 and encodes 286 amino acids. The transcript is spliced from 7 exons. The record is from RefSeq and is a predicted model, not a curated record. Lineage: Eukaryota; Fungi; Basidiomycota; Agaricomycetes; Boletales; Suillaceae.
CACAGGCUGGGUUUGCUUCAUACCUCAUACUAUUCCAGACAUGACGACCCGAUUUGUGACCUUUGGGAUGUUUAUUAUUGAUGAAUUUUCCUUUGCAGACGAACAAGGGAAACCUACCGGAGAGACGAUGGCGCCCCAGGGAAGCUAGUUACAGAUUCAUGCUGCUGUCAACGUCCUCACGUCAUAUGUCAUGAUAGAUCGGAGGUGGAGGAACGUAUGCUACUAUCGGUGCUCGCGUCUGGUUACCUCCUGAUACCCUUGGGAUGAUUAUCGAUCGAGGAAACGAUUUCCCUCAGGACAUCCAGAAUCGGUUACUGACAUACGGUUCUGACAUAUGGCACUUUCGUGACGACAUAAAUCGUGUUACUACUCGAUCAAGGAAUUCCUACAGAGGAGAAUAUCGAGGUUUUGAAUACAUUACUCCGCGGAUCAGACUGACGCCUCGCGACUUGGAAAGAACGCGGCUUACACGUCCUGCUUCGAUUCAUUUCAUUUGUUCACCCACGCGCGCGCUUCAAAUCAUAUCAGAAAUACAAGAGAUUGAAGGAUGGAACCCGACCACAAUAUUUGAACCCAUACCUGACAGAUGUAUUCCCGAGGAGUUACCUUCACUGAAAGCAGUCCUCCCUCAUAUCGCAAUCCUUAGUCCAAAUGCUGAAGAGGCCCUGAGCCUACUUUCUUUUCCAUUGGUUGUUACGAAAUCUGCUGUAGAAAAUGCUGCAUCGGAGUUCUUGAAGAUGGGUGUGGGUAAAGAAAAUAGUGGAAGCGUUAUAAUACGCAGUGGUGCCCUCGGUGCAUACGUCAUGACUUCUCACAGGAAAGGGCAAUGGAUUGACGCAUUCUGGAGUUCCACUGAGAAUAUCGACAAGGUGGUUGAUGUCACAGGUGCUGGGAACGCUUUUCUUGGCGGGCUCGCUGCAGGAUUGUCCAUCGCAAACGGAAAUGUCUAUGAAGCAUCACUGUAUGCUUCGGUGUCAGCCUCUUUCACUGUUCAACAAUUUGGUCUUCCACACCUUACAGUGGGUUCCAAUGGAGUGGAAGAAUGGAACCAAGACUCUCCACAUAGACGCCUUGAAGUUCUGCGGCAGCGACAAGACAGAGAAAUAGAAAAUAAAAAUCAUUAGAAGUACUGAUGUACGGGGUCCGAUACAACAAUAAUACGAAUCGCAGGUA